Molecule: messenger RNA, 2091 nt
Organism: Hemicordylus capensis (graceful crag lizard)
Lineage: Eukaryota; Metazoa; Chordata; Lepidosauria; Squamata; Cordylidae
Gene: PRR22
Product: proline rich 22
Exons: 3
Coding region: 6-1415 (469 amino acids)
Source: RefSeq, a predicted model, not a curated record
AGUGGAUGCUCUUGGAUACGCCCACAGGGCGGCCAGAUGGGAAGACUGUCCUUCGGCACCACAAAGGGAUUAUGCAGCAACCCAAACUUUUUUACCCACAGCACGAGACAUACGCCCCCAGACCUUUAGACCGACCGGACGGCCAGCCAAACCGACCUUUCCCGGCGUUUGUGCUCCCCGAAAAUCUUGCCUCUGUAGGAACACCCAGUUUGUACCAUCCCCUCCAUCAAGAGAAAGACCUUUUUGCAACGCCCCCUGCAGGCUUCCACAUGGCUCCGUGCGGCUGUUUCUUCGACCCCCGGAUCUACCGCAUCGAGUGGGCGACUGCCAAUUUUGUCCAGCCCUCCAUUUAUAAACUCUCUGGUGGGCCUGGCCCGCAGAAUGCCUACCUUCUGGACAGCCAGAAGUACCUCAAGGGCCCCCUGCAGCCGGUGCCGUACCCGGCCUACCAGCCUGUCGUGAACAAUCCCCCGUUUGUCCUGCCUUUCUUCAAGCCCGAGGGCCCUGCCAGCAACCUGACGGACCACAUCAACUUCCUCGGUAACCCUCUCCACGGCUCGCCCUUCGUGGAUGCACCCCAACUCCACAGCGAAGGCCUCGGGCCGAGUAAAGACCGCCAGCUCCUUGCAACGGUCCCCGAUCUUAACCUGAAAGAGCAGCCAGCCCCAGUGGGGAACUACGACCAGCUCAAAGGCGAACUGCACCAUUGCCACGACCUCGCGUUCCAAGCCUUUAAGGGCUUCCCAGUAGAAGACGAAGAUUUUAAAGACCAUGACGCCACCCAAGAGUUUGUGGCAAACCCUUCCGUUUCAAACGUCCAUCCUGGAGACCAAACUCCGCUUGGGGUCCCCGAGAUACAAGAACUGGAGCCUUGUGUCCCUGAAAGCAUCAUCACCAAUGAAAGCCAACUGCUGGAAGAGCAGGAGUCCUUCAACCUGCCUGAGAAGGUCCUUUUGGAAGAUGCCAUGAAGCUCUUUGAUUGUUCUCCAGUUAACUCCGAUACUGAGGCGUCCCUGGAUGAACUGAGCAAUGGCGCCCCCUGCAGGGGCCAGGGAGAGGGUCCCAAGGACAGCUGCUUCUCUGGCAAAGAUUCGCCCAGUGACAUCCGGUCCCUCAACUUGCCUGAUGAGCUGCUGUCCUUUGACUACAGUGUACCGGAAAUCCUCAGCGCCGUGACCAGCCUGGAUUACCUCUAUGACGUGAACACUUUUGUGGAGGAAACUCAGUGGGAAAAUAGACCAUCCGCACAGCUUCUCCCCAAACAGGAAUCCCACUUGGAGCCUGAGGAGAAAGUGAAGGACAGUGUUGGGGCAGCCAAGAAAGGCCAAGGUAUGGGCAGCAAACCAAAACUUUCAUCCACACAGGGGGGCGACGGUGAACCUCAGCAGCCGGAACCUGCCGUACUGGGGGUCUGACUGGCACACAGGAAAACAGGACUGGGAGCUGUGCAGCUUGAUCAAGGAUAGCUCCUGCUAUUUGGUCUAUUAAAAAAAUGAUCUUUCUAGACAGCUGACUUGUGUGCCUGUGUCUUGCUAGAUAAAGUUAAACUGGUUUGGAAACCAGUUGAACAAUUGCCACUCUUCCCUGCAAAGAACCAUGGGAACCGUAGUUCUGAGAAUGACCCUGGGGUUUCCUGGUGGAUUGCUUGAAACCCUCCUUCCAUUCAGUUCCCUUUUAAAUAGGCUGAUGCAGCAUUUUACAAACAGAUGUUUUGUCAUGUGCCUGGAAAAGGUUUCCUUUGAGCAUGAAAGCAUAAUAAUGAUCCACACUCAGAGGAGGCUGUCUUUGCAUCUCUGCGUGAGUCACUGUUCUGAGUGCCCAGAGCAGUGACUCAUGCAGAGAUGCAGCAAACAGCUUCCUCUGAGCACGAGUAAUUCUGCCCUACCUCUUCACUGGGAACGACUGGAUGAGCCAAUCAAAACCAAUACAGAAAGGUGGCAGAAAAAGCUACCUUCAGUAAAGGCUGAGUGCUGGAGGCCAAAGCCAGAGAAGAGAUUCAGGGAGCAGCCUCUGGAAUGACACAUUUUGUCUGAAUUAUAUAUAAUUAUAAUUUCAUUCAUUCUAUUUAUCAAUACAGUUAUAAUAAUUAAA